This is a messenger RNA of Toxoplasma gondii ME49, 1896 nucleotides long. RefSeq names its product WD domain, G-beta repeat-containing protein. Gene Ontology annotation, cellular component: outer dynein arm. NCBI's taxonomy places the organism in Eukaryota, Apicomplexa, Conoidasida, Eucoccidiorida, Sarcocystidae. The transcript is spliced from 18 exons. The record is from RefSeq and is a predicted model, not a curated record. Bases 1 to 1896 code for a protein of 631 amino acids. Gene Ontology annotation, biological process: outer dynein arm assembly; cilium movement. Gene Ontology annotation, molecular function: dynein heavy chain binding; dynein light chain binding.
AUGUGGAACAGCAACAGUCCCGCUGCGCAGAAGAAGCGCACCUCCAUCACAGGCCUGCCCGGCGGCCGACGAGGCCACCGUGCCUCUCUUUCUCUGCACCGCGAUGAAGACUCGCAGCAAGAAGACGCAUCGAAUCCAAUGGCCGUUCUGCGAGUGAAGCCCAAAGACCAGCUUCAGCUGUCGCCAGAAGAACUUCGCAAACGCAUGCCCCCCCGCAUUUUGUAUCCGCAAAAUCCUCGCGCACCGAAAAACCUGGCUCUUUAUUCGUUCAAAGAAAAAGUUUUCAAGCGCGACGAGCAGAUCGAUCAAACUGUCUUCCAUUUGAGCGUCGACGGGGCGUUGCUCCACGCCGAAAGUCAAGAAGCCAUUGAGCAAGAAGAGGCGUGGAGACUUCGAGAAGAAGAAGACGCGAAAAAAAAGAGAAAAGAAAGUGUUGACAUUCGCAUCGAAGACGACCUCCAACAAAACACUGAAGACGAAGGUCGGGUGCUGAGGAACCAGUUCAACUACGGGGACCGGGCUUCUCAAACUGAAACAAAAGCUGAUAGAGAACGAGGUGUGGCUACGAGGCCUCCGCCUACUGUCCCUGUGGCCGGCACAGUCAAUCAAUGGAGAAUGUACGACGCGUAUGUGGAGGAACUAAAUGCUCAAAAUCGACUGCAGAGUAACCAGCAGACUUCUUGGCAACAGUGCGAAAACGAGAAGAGAGCAACCGAAACGCCCCAGGCCAAAGAUGCCGACAGUCUCAGUUCGAUGAAAUGGGCUGUUAAGCUAACAGAGCGCGUCGUUAACCACAACACGGAGGUCGAAACGUACCAUAAAUUUAGGUUCUGCAAGGCUGCCGGAACGCCAGGCGAAGCCGCGGUUCUCCCACUCUGGCAGUUUCACUUUUCCAAAGUCAAGAAGAAAGAUGUGACGGGUCUGAAGUGGAAUCCGCGAUACUCGGAUCUCUUCGCUGCUGGAUACGGUAGCUUCGAGUUCCAAAGACAAGGAAGCGGCUUCGUCUGUUGCUACAGUCUGAAGAACACAGGCUACCCCGAGUAUUUCUGGAAAACAGAAUCCGCAGUGUGCAGCAUCGACUGGCACCCACACAGUCCGUCUCUCCUCGCGGUGGGCCUCUACGACGGGAUGGUGCUCGUCUUCGACAUUCACACGAAAGAUCGAAAGCCGACGCAUGCAAGCACCGUGAAAGUCAACAAGCACACAGACCCUGUCUGGGACGUGCGCUGGGACGGAGACGAUUCGGGCAGCGCGUUUCGCUUUUAUUCCGUCUCGGGAGACGGCAGAGUGACUAGUUGGACUCUGAUGAAGAAUAAGCUGGAGUCGGAAGAAGUCGCCCUGCUCAAAUUGGACUACAGCCAACUGACAAGUCCGAGAGACUCUGCAGAGGCGACCGCGCUCGUUGGCAGUGCUGGAGGAACUUGCUUCGAUUUUCAUCCCUCGCAGUCACACGUCUUCAUCGUUGGAACUACGGAGGGUGUCAUCUUCAAGUGCUCAAAGAACUACAGCGGACAAUAUCUCCAAACCUACCUCGGACAUGACAUGUCCAUAACGGGUGUGGAAUGGAAUCCCUUCCAUCCCCGAGUUUUCAUUUCAAGUUCUUCAGAUUGGACGGUGAAGAUUUGGGAGGAGUCUCUCACUUCCCCAGUGCUGACUUUUGAUUUCGAGAUGGCUGUGGGAGACGUUCGAUGGGCCCCGUCGAGCUCCACAAUGUUCGCCGCGGCAACGGCAGAUGGAACGGUCCACGUGUAUGACCUAGCCGUGAAUCGCCGCAAACAAAUAAGCUCUUUCAAGGUCUCCCCAGUCCGCAGUGGAGAUUCCAGAAGGCAAGACCGAGGCAGAGGCGAAGGCAGAAAAAAUGAGCGGUGUUCUCGCAAUUGUUUCCGACCUGUUUGA